Messenger RNA from Durusdinium trenchii, 3074 nucleotides. NCBI's taxonomy places the organism in Eukaryota, Dinophyceae, Suessiales, Symbiodiniaceae. The record is from the annotation of a GenBank genome assembly.
CCCCAAACAACUGACCGCGAACGAACAAGCACCGCGACCGUGGCGCUGUCCGUCCAGCAUGGCCGGCCGCUACCAGCCCGCGGAUGCCGCGGGCCGCUUCAACGCGGAGCCGCGGCAGGCGCCUCGCGAGGAGGCCAGCCCUUACUCGGAGCCCUUCUUCGACUUCGACGAGCUCGACACGGAGCGGUGGAUCCAGCUCCGGUGGGACAAACAGAGACCUUCGUGGUGGUGGCUGGCCAUGAUAAGAGAGAACAUUUUUAUAUAUCCAUCUAUCUGGAUCCUAUAGAGGUGUGCUUAAGUUAACAUGCCAAACGUGCGCUGUCACGUUUUACGCUGUCACGUUUGAUGGUGCUGAGUUGAUGGUGCUGAGAACAGUUGUUGCAAGUGUUUUGAAUCUGGGUAGGAUCUCAGAUGUUUGGAAAGAAUGUGUUACAGUAAUAUGAUUGUGUUUCUUUUUUUGCAUGCACACGCAUGCGAAUUCUGAUGGAAUCAGAUGUUUGGAAAGCAGAUGAAAUCAUAAUCAUUUAAACUAAACAUGUUUCUUGCAUGCGUGCCAGAACACCAGUGUCUGUUUGCAUGCACAUGUGUGCUUGUGUAGAAUGCAAAAGAAAUGGGGGAUGUUACCACAGCAAAAAGCCGAAAGUGUUGCAGGCAAGAUGAACUGGUGCAGAUUGUUUCAGAUGCUGAGAGAGAUACCAAAAAGGCGCCUAUAGUCUUUUUAUACCCAGCUUUGCUCUUAACUUUUGGAUCUAACCGAAGAUGUGUUGCCUUUUUUGCUUACUUACGCUUCUUCUAAAAUGGGCCGGUUUCCCCGUGGUAACUUCUUUCGGUUCGCUUCUGCUCCUCAAGAAAACCCAACGCUCCGCUCGGUUGCACCGUCCAAACGAAGCGAAGGAACGACGUGGGUUUUGUCCGUUCAGGUCUCGAGUAUCGCAUACGUCUUGGUGUUGAACACAUCGAAGGAGCUUCAAACCGACCACUCUAGAGGUGAACGUCUCCACGAACGGACGCACAGUGACAGUCACCCACCUGCACCUUUUCACAGGCAUGUCUGCACAUGGAAGAGCACAUGCAUGUCACCCAGAGGCGGACACCAAAUUUGGAUGGGUGCCUACACUUCUAUAGACGGAGGCUUUUACUACCUGCGGGUGGCACUGCGCUCUGUUCCUUCCCCGUUUGGGCACCGGGACCUCGCCUUCGAGGACCCAAGCGAGCGGAAGCCCGGUGGCGUGUUGGCGCGGCGCUUGUGGUCCGCAGAGCCACAGGUCCGGCAAUGGAAGUGGGUCUCCGUGGGCGUUCUCUUCCUCCUGGCCAUGCUGACCCAAAGCGUGGCGUUGUACUUUGCCACUCGGCGCUACGUGCGUUGGGUGGGCACCCUGGGCGUGGAUGAGGAGUCGGGAACUCUCGAUCUUCAGCGGCUUGAGCUCACCUUGAGGCUGCUGCAGCCGCGGGACACCUUUGCCCAAGCCUUGGGUGUGAGGGAGGUGUCCAAGUUGCCGGUGGACUUGGCCUCGUUGGCGAUUCCUUUGCUGUGGCUCUCGGCCGUGGUCCAUGCGCGGAAUUUGCGGCUGUGGACUCGGACGUUGCUGGCCGCCUCGUUGAUGGCCCUCUUCUCAGGCAUCUUGGGCUUUCUGACGAUGUUGCCGCAGCCCCUGGGCUGGGAGGCUUGUGAGGCCAGGCUCUAUGAGGAUGUGCUGCAGCAUUAUCGAGGAGGUGAGGGACCCCUGCCGGACGUCGGAGAGGCGCUGGGCCUCAUCGCUUGGAUUUGGCUGCAAGACGUCACCGUGGGCAUGCGUCUCCAGGGCCAGCUGGUUUGCGCGGGGUCCAGCAUCAGCGGUCCAACUUGGUUCACGACCUUGUUCGCUUUGGCGCUGUACGACCUCUCGCGGAUGUGGUCCAGGAAGCUGAAGCCACACUUCCGCGAGAUCUCUCAUCUGGCCUUUGCAGGGGUUCUCACUGCCUGUAUCCUGGUGGACGCUGGGCUGGAGAUCGUGGGGGAACGACAGUAUACAUCAGCUGUGACGAUGGGGCUUGUGCUGGCCUUGCUGGUGUACCAAAGCCCCGCACUGGCCGUGUCCACGGAUCGCUGGCUCGCGAGGGGUACGCCUGACAUCACGCUGCCACUACCCAAAGGAGACCUCCAACAUUUGCCGGAGCCAGUGGAAGACACCAGCCGUGACUUGGGUGACGUUGUGGUACCGCCCUGCUGCGUUCCUUUUUGUGCCUUUCAUGGUCGCUACUUCCUUUAUCCACAGCCAGCCAGUGAGUACGAGCAGGAGCUACUGGCCAACAUGCAAGCACAGGCGGAGUUGGAGCAGCUGCAGAAGGAGCAGGAGCAAAGUACUCGGCGCCUUCUUGAGAUCGAGGGGCAGCUGGAAGCACUCCACCAGCGACAAGCUCAGCGUGUCGAAGAAGAGCCAAAGGAGUUCGAACGACAGCUCCAGAAGCGCUUGUCGCAGCAGCGCGAAGUCUUCGAGCAGCAGCUUUCGCAGCUCCAGGCGGAGACCGAACGUGCUCAGGAGGAGAGGAUGAGAUUGGAGGAGGAGGCUCAAGCUGAAGCUCGCCGAGAGGAGCUCCUGAGGGCUGCCAAGGUGAUGCCGAAACUCUCCUCCGAUCAGGAGGGCGUCAGCGCCCUCCAGGGCGACUUCCGCACGCUGCCGGCGGCGGCCUGGCAGACACUCCACGCGCGCUUCGCGGCACAGAAAGUGCCGGAAGUGGAGGCCGCCCCAUCCGGGGCACCCGCACCUGGGCCCGCUGUGGCGACCGCGUUGGGCGACUUCAGAGUGUUGCCUUGGGAGGCUUGGGAGCGGAUGCAUCAGCGCUUCAGGCCCGCCAGCGCGGUGGCCUCUGUGACCGUGCUCAGCGAGUCGAAGACGUGCCAGUCGGAGGUACCGGCGACGUCCCAACAAGCGCUCGUGAAGCCUGCCGAAAACGCACGCCCAGCACACCUGAGACCCUCCGCCACGCCCUACAUCUCCCGGCGACGCCGGUGACGGGGCCACCGGUGACGCGGUGGGAAUGGAAGGUCCAUGCAGACAGGACACCCAGAGAGAAGGAUCGCGGUACAUCCUGGG